Messenger RNA from Phoenix dactylifera (date palm), 1135 nucleotides. RefSeq names its product deoxymugineic acid synthase 1-D-like. Gene Ontology annotation, molecular function: oxidoreductase activity, acting on the CH-OH group of donors, NAD or NADP as acceptor. Lineage: Eukaryota; Viridiplantae; Streptophyta; Magnoliopsida; Arecales; Arecaceae. The record is from RefSeq and is a predicted model, not a curated record.
CAACACCAUGGAAAGCAUGGCCGUGAGAGGUAUCCCAGAGGUGGCCCUGAGCUCAGGCUCAAAAGCCAUGCCUCUGAUUGGCAUGGGCACUGCAGUCUACCCCUUUUCUCCAUCUGAUGCCACGCGAUCAGCCGUUCUACGGGCGAUCGAGCUUGGCUAUCGACACUUCGACUCGGCCGCUCUUUACCAAUCUGAGCAGCCUCUGGGCGAGGCUAUAGCUGAGGCACUCAGCUCCGGCCUCAUCAGAUCCCGAGAUGAGCUCUUCAUCACCUCCAAGCUAUGGUGCAGUGAUGCUCACCGUGGGCAUGUCCUCCCAGCACUCCGUAAAACUCUUCGGAAUCUUCAAUUGGAGUACCUUGAUCUUUAUCUCAUACAUUGGCCCAUGAGCACGAAGCCAGGAAAGUACGAGUUUCCACCACCAAAGGAGGACCUUAUGCCAUUCGAUAUGAAAUCAGUGUGGGAAGAGAUGGAGGAGUGCAAGAGACAUGGGCUGACAAAGUCCAUUGGAGUCAGCAAUUUCUCCUGCAAGAAGCUGGAGACAUUACUCUCUACUGCGAGAAUUCCUCCUGCUGUCAAUCAAGUUGAGGUGAAUCCUUUAUGGCAGCAAAAGAAGUUGAGACAAUUUUGUGCAGCCAAGGGAAUUCAAGUGUGUGCUUACUCACCUUUAGGAGCAAAAGGAACUCUGUGGGGCACAGCUCGGGUUAUGGAGUGUGAUGUUCUGAAAGAGAUUGCUGAAGCUAAAGGGAAGACUCUGGCUCAGAUCUGCCUAAGGUGGGUAUAUGAGCAAGGAGACUGUGUGCUGGUCAAGAGCUUUGAUGAGAAGAGGUUGAAGGAGAACCUGGACAUACUGGAUUGGGAGUUGACUGAAGAAGAGAGGUUAAAGAUCAGCCAGGUUCCACAGUGCAAAGGAUGUUCAGGAAUGGCGUUUGUUUCAGUUGAUGGGCCCUAUAAAUCCCUCACAGAACUUUGGGAUGGUGAGAUCUAAGGGUUGAGAUGAGUUGUCAGCAACUUUUAUGCUCUUGUUUUCCAUGUAUUACUAAUUGAAAAAAGCAAAGUCCUUUGUAUUCUGGAAGUUUAUGUCAACUUUAUCUAUCAACAUUUCAGUAAUAUAAACUAUCAUAUCAAAUUUGCCCAA